AUGGCCACACCUAAGUCUCGAUUAGUCUUCGACGAAGACGACGACACUGACUCAGUCAAGACCAAUAGCACUGUCGAAAGCGACUUUGAAGCAGAGUACAGCGUCGAAAAAAUACUCGCAGAGCGAAAGACAGACCAAGGCAAACCACUGUACUUGGUCAAAUGGGAAGGCUACGAACUUCACAGGUCCACCUGGGAGCCACCCGAGCACUUCGUCGACCCUGACUGUCUCGUCAAUUGGGCACUCCACAAACGAGACGUCGCCGAGGGUCGUGCUAAACUUUUCAAAGUUGCCAAAUUCGAUGCCGCGGUAAGGCUGGAUGAAGAGCAACGCGAACGUCGACACGCCAAACGCGCAGAGAAGCGCCGCAAGAGAGAAGCCCGCGGACCUACACCUCGUCGCCGUCUCAUUCCCAAAAAGGAAUUGGCCAAGAAGGGAACUGCAAGAAAGGCAUCAGCCCGCGAUGCUACCAGUACCCCGUCUUCUGCCACUGAGAGGUCGCCCAGAAAACAAGCCACUCCGCUCUUCGAGCCUUCAUCUCCUAGUGGAUCUGCCAGCCGGAAACGUAAGAGGUCUCUGUCCGACCCGCGCUCGCCUUCUCCAGCGCUGUCAGUCAACGAUGUCUCAAAUUCACAGUAUUCCAUGUUCAACGAGCGUACAACUACUCUUGUGGAAAGUCCACGCAAGUCUCCGUCGUCACAUUCAACAACUGUGCCAAAACGGGCUCGUGUGAACGAUCCACCCAACGCAAGAGAAACCACGAAGCAACGAUCAGGCACAGCAGCAACUGUAGUCACAUCUAGGCCAAAAUCACCGACUACCUCGAGCGUCCAAAAGAAGCCCCAGUCUAGUGGAGCUGCUAGCCAAGUNUGCAAUAUCCAAAGCCAAACCCCCAAGCAAACCCGUAACGAAACCGUUAGUGGCUCCGCAAAGCCUCAGCAAUCUAACCUGGUCAAAUCAUCUACGGUACCAAAUCCAUCGACAGGCCCGGGCAAUCUCAUCCAGCGUCGUGCCUCCGACGCGACCCCUGCCGCUGUACUGACCGAGCCGAGAGACAACUCCAAGAACAAGGACGCGUCAUCAACAACCACUAGUAAGAGCCAUGUGGCAGUGGCUAAGGAUCGACCAGACCCAGGACCUUCUACUGCUACCAACAAUGUACAGAGAGCUGUCGCUGGACCGUCUCGAAGAGCAACAGUCCCGAUAAAGUUGUUUCUUGAACCUAAAGUCAAGUCCAGACAGCGUCAACGAAUCAACGAAUACACUCCCAAAGACUCGAAAGAUGCACAAUUCGUCAAUCUAUCCAUGCAGAGACGAAUGCAGCUAUACAGUCACAAUGAACCUCCGCCCGACCCGAACGCUCUGAAAUUUGUAGAUCCGAAUACCGGAAGAAUCCUAGAUUCUAUAGAUGGCAAUACUCCAUCCACAUCUGACGCUUUGCGACUAGACACCAACGUGGCCAGAACCUCAGACUUAACAAGCUCAGCGGCUGCGAGAUCAGCGCCUGCCUCGGAAAGACACUCUGUCUCAACCUCUGAAUUGCAGCGUGAGCCUCUCCAAGGACGUAUUCCAGCACCCCAAUCGGCGCAAGAGACCGAGCCAAGAUUCGCAUAUUCGUCAGUCCGACCAAACGUAUCUCGCUUCUCCAGAAAACACAUAACAUGUCGAUUCUGGUUUAGAGGCACGUGUAGAAGUUCUGAAGAAGAGUGCCCUUAUGCACAUACCUGGACCGGGCAGAUGUUUCCUAAGAAGCCUGCUACCUGCGAAUAUUGGGUAAAACGCCGAUGCAAAUUCUCUGACGAGGAAUGUGAGUACUUUCACGGUUACGACUAUCAACAGAAUGUCGAUGCCGCCAGACGAGAGGCUCCUGAAGACGUUAACGGCUUCCUGGCAAGACAUCGCUCUGAUAGCCCCGAUCGUUACGGUUUGCGUCAGGACGAGGCAGAAGGUCGCCGAGACAGAACAAGCCUGCCACAUCUCAGACUCCGUCCCGAUGAACGAACUCCGAUCCAAUCACCAUCUUUGGCGUCCACUGCAUCAAUUGAGCCUAGAAAUGGCGCAGGAAGAGAUGUUCACAUGGAAGAUGCUGAACUGCCGGUCCUGACUGAAGAGCCGCCUCUCAAUGUGGCCCACGUCCCCACUGCUGCAAUGCCAAACGCGAUGAACGAGAAGGAUACUGCAGAUCCUGUCAACAUGUGUCUCAGCAUCAGACCUGCUUCCCCACCUACGUAUACCACGGAUUUGAAACUGGUCUUCGACACUAAAGCAAGCCGACUGAAGUUUCUCGACACUUUUGGUGAGGACCCCUCUUUUGAGGGCUCCGAGAUCUGCCGCUCGCGUGAUUUUGAGGCCUAUUGGUACUCGGAGGACAAGGUCUGGGCAUCUGGCGGUGUCGUGUUUGCGCCGGCAGACACUGUGGCUACCUACCUUGAGGAUUUCCUGGUCCUACACUCUUCCUGCGUUGCCAUCAGAACCAACGGCUUUAUAUUUGUCGUGUAUGCUACUCGCAACCCAGACUGGAAAUUUAUGCCUCAUCGAGGUCCGGAGAAACCUGGCCUACGAUGGUAUCUCCAAGCAGCGGUACCUGGCACUUUGUACCCAAUCAUUACCAAGCCGACCAAGAGCUCGUUCAUCUCGAUGUGUGCCGAACAUCUGGACCUCAGCCCUGAGAUAUUGUUUGCCGGAAACAAGGGCAAGCACAUCGAAAAGACAGUGUAUCUUUUCUUCCCCAGAGGAACACCAGAAACCAAGCUUGUCGAGGUUUUUCUGAACGAAGUUGGCGCAAGGUUCGUUCAUUUAGACGAUUGUGACCUCUGGAACCAGUUCUGUAGUAAGGGAUCGUCCGGCAACAGGGUCGUCCUGUUUCACCCUUCGAUGAACGACUUCUGGAAAGUGCCAGAAUUUUCAAAUGUUUUACUGACGGGAGUUAACAUCUUUCAAAUCGGUGUUUCGAAGUCUGUCAUAUCUCGUCCCGACUCGCCGGUAAAGUACAACUGCACGCGUCUGUUUCCAAGCGGCACACUCACGCUCAUCACCGACGACAUCUUCAAGUAUCACCCAGCUCAAGCGCUCCAAGUCUUGGGUAUCUAUGAAGGCUACAAGAAAAAGCCCGAAGGUGGACGAAAUGAGCGUGUCUACUGUCGACCCGGAAUCUUGGCAUGGCUCGCAGAGCUGAUUGAUGAAGACCGGGAGAAGGGCAUUCUUGCCGAAGACUCGCCUAGAAUCAAAUGUUGGCAGCUAGUCUGUGAGCUGCUAGGCACCCCUGUGGCUGAUAACAGUCGCAACCCAUUCCGCUCAGACAUGAAAUCACCCUCUAUGCUUUAUUCGCCUCCAAAGAGCGAAAUGCCUAGUUAUACUCCCAUGUGGGACAGCAGUGAAGAAGAAGCCACAGAUUUCCUGGUCGGUUGGUUUGCAGGCCAUGGUAUCGAGGAGUGCGAGAAUUACCGCCGCCUCAAUGUUCUCUAUGAACAGCACGGCACGCUUUCUGCUCAAACACCUGGCCUGAUGCAACCAGACAAUUCCAAGGAUCCAAAGGAGUGGAUGAAGAAGUUCACGCACAUCAGAGUUACCACCCCGGCUAGGUACAUUGUGCAAGUGGAGAACUGGGAGAAGUCAAAGACGAGACCUCGAUGA
Aureobasidium vineae is the source of this 3633-nucleotide messenger RNA. Lineage: Eukaryota; Fungi; Ascomycota; Dothideomycetes; Dothideales; Saccotheciaceae. The record is from the annotation of a GenBank genome assembly.